This is a messenger RNA of Beta vulgaris subsp. vulgaris (sugar beet), 986 nucleotides long. RefSeq lists its product as uncharacterized. The record is from RefSeq and is a predicted model, not a curated record. Bases 534 to 914 code for a protein of 126 amino acids. The transcript has 2 exons. Lineage: Eukaryota; Viridiplantae; Streptophyta; Magnoliopsida; Caryophyllales; Amaranthaceae.
UUAAUUUGGAUUAAUUUAUAUUUCAGUCAGUGUUUUCAAUUUAUCAGUUAGUCCGAGUUUUUGUUUCAGCUAGUGUUGUUAGUAUUUCAUUUAGUUCUUUGUUCUCUUUCAGGUAGACUUAUUGCUUUUGUAUCUUUUGUGUAUAUUCCAGAUUUUUGUUCCUGUUCACAAGGAUGAUCAUUAUACUGUUUUGGUGCUCAACAAGAAAGCUAAAAGGAUUGAAAACAUUGACAAUCGUACAUACAUGAAGGAUAUUGAUAGAUAUGUUCAUGAGGGAUUUAACGGUCUUACAUACUUUGUACGUACCCUUUUGUGAUGGGAUUGUUUUAUAUUUCAUUUUGUUACUUGUUUUUUAAUGGUUCUUUACUUUUUCAUCUUCAAAUGCAAUGUCGUGCUUUUGAUGCUUUUAUGCAAGGUGGUAAUAUGAGAUGUCGUGAUUUUGAUCAUAUCCAACAUUGGGAGAAGUGACUCUUUUGUUCGCUUGGAGAAACAAGGAAAACAAUCAUGAUUGUGGUGUUUAUGCAAUCAAGUGUAUGGAGCUGUACGAUGGUGAAAAUGCAAACGAGUUUCCACUUGUUGACCUGAAAAGGGCAGCCACCAAAAACUUUCAGCGGUGCAAGCUUGCACUUUGUCUAAUGGAGCAUCCUUUAAACAAAUUGAAAGACAAAGUGAAGCGUGAUUGUUAUGUUUGGUCAGCAAACAAGCCUGAACUUAUUGCAAGACAGAAGUUAAGGAAGGAAAAAAAGGGUUUUCUUAAUAGAUUAGCAGUUAAUCGAUCAAAGAAGACAAAUAAAGAAGAACCACGAAUUUUAGAGCGAAGGAGGAAGCACGAGGAGGAAGUCGAAACAGUGUUGAAUGAUCACUAUGAAGACAAAGAGAGAUUAAACAAAUUGUUGAAUUUUGGUUAUUCUUAGUUGCCAAACUGUCUUUUUAUCUAUUUUUUAUUGUAAUGUACAGUAGAAAUAGCACACACAACUCAAUUGAUA